This is a messenger RNA of Rotaria sp. Silwood2, 806 nucleotides long. NCBI's taxonomy places the organism in Eukaryota, Metazoa, Rotifera, Eurotatoria, Philodinida, Philodinidae. The record is from the annotation of a GenBank genome assembly.
UCGGGAGGCUCAACUGUCGGGGGCUCAAUUGUCGGGGCUCAACUGUCGGGGCUCAAUUGUCGGGAGCUCAACUGUCGGUGUACCGAUUUUUAGUAGUGUAUCAACAACGUCAGCUAUGAUCUGUAAUGAUCUCAACAGACCAUCUGUCACGGUCUAUGAGCGGGAGAGUGGAGGGGGAGGACAGACGAGUGGUCUAAAUUUUCAUGCUAUAUACUUUAAUUUUCUUUUUAGAUUGUGUUUUACAACGUCUAAGAUUUUUGUUGUUAUUAUAAUGAUAGAAAAUUCUCAUAAAAAUAAAUUAGUUGACAAUUGAACUCGCGAAAAUAGUAUACGUGACCAUACUAUGAAUCUUAUUGAGUUUGGCAAUGAAGGAUUCAAUUUUAAAAGAAUAAAUUUACUAGUAAAAUUUUUUAAAUGAAAUCCUUUUUAUUUUUAAAUUCAUUCUGCUUUUCUAGGCAGCAUGGAAAUAUUUUGAACAUUGUCAUGCAAAUGAUAGAUUGCCAUUAAAUUAUGAAAAUGAACGUAUUAUUAAUAUUAAACAUUGCACUUAGCCAUCUAUUAACUAAUGGCACUCCUGUUUUUUUAAUGUUUUUUUUUCAAUUGAACUUGAAGACUAAAAGAAAUUAUUUUAUAAUUUAACAUUGUCUACUAUUAGCUAUAUCAAAAUCUAUUUAAAAAAAUAUUCCUUUUUUUCUUUAGAAAUUAAUCUAUUCCAGAAAAUACAACAACUGGUUCAACAAGUUAAUGUUUUCAACCCAAUCAAUAAUGAUUUUAGUGAAACAUUAACAUAUCAAACGAAUAAUUGA